UGGAGGUGAUCUAUCUCUCAGUUCGCUCCUUCUCCUCUUAACCCCAUGCAUGUCUUUGUCCUCUAGCCCUGACGAUCUGGCCCCAGCAUUGGUCGGCUUGGGAUCGACGUAUCAGUUGACUCGGUUGCAUGGCGCUCGCCGCUUCUUUCCUUGGCUGAGGUCGCCAAAUAUUCUCUCAUUCAACGGUGAACGCUCCUUCUGCCCGUACACAGGUCUUCGAUGCGACAUUUGAGCGUCAAUUUCGGCUGUCCAGUUUGUGGGAGUGGCGACCAGUCGUAGUGGGCCACUCUCGCUUUCCCCCCCGUGGACCAGAACGGCCAAGGUCGGACAUUUACCAGUUUCCAUCAAAUCACUGCAUCUCGCUUCGAUUGCUACGGUGAUUCCAAGAGAUCUCGCAACUGACCUGACCUUACCUUUCUUCUACGUCAAAAUUCUUCGCCCUCUCAUCACUUUGGAUCCUUGGACCUGGACUGUCCAGUCCACGCCCUGUCCCAGGCACGCAGAAGGGGACAGUGGGAUGCCUCGACAUUACAACACGACCCUCUUUCGAUUUUCGAUAACGAAGUACGACCGGUGUUGGGGCCUGCUUCGUGGAGCCGCGACUCUCCGUCGUCAAAGAUGCAGAAUCAUCUCUUCUCUCUCAAAGAGUCGCCGAGCAUCGCCUCCUCGGCGUCGCCACUGAGUGCCCACGAUCCAAGCCAGCAGUCUCACUCGGCCACUUCGUUCCCUCCACAUACUCGACCUGGGUUGACAAUACAAGAUCCAGCAACCAUGUCUUCUUACUAUCCUUCUCACGAGCUUGGAUCGGCCUCCCCGCACGAUGGCUAUUCGCAUCUCGGCGAAGCCUUACGAGCAGGAGGUGGGGGAAGUGGCACUCCCUCUCCUGCUCAAAUUUCGGCCAUGAUGAUGCAUAACCCAAAAAGGGCCUAUCGACAGAGACGGAAAGAUCCGAGCUGCGACGCUUGUCGCGAGCGCAAAGUGAAGUGUGACGCAACAGAGACCUCUAGUUGUACCGAAUGCUCGAGUCGCAAUGUCCGUUGCCAGUUCACCAAGGACACAAACCGUCGCAUGUCGUCGAUCAAGUGAGUCCGCCCGACCACUUCGCAAGCCAAUUUUCUGACUCCCCACAGACAAGUACAGGAUCUGGAAAGACAGUUGAUUGAAGCACGUCAACAGCUUGAGCGGUUGCGUGCCGUUGAGCAAAGGAACGACCUGUCCACCGAGUUCCGUCCUGACACCGCCUCUCUAGCCUUCGCAGACUUCCCAACGGUCGGAAAAUCGCCACGAAGGAUGUUGAAAGCAAGGUCUCCUCAAGAUCUCACAAACGCAAGGAUGCAGUUGAAUGACAUUGGCCGCGGCUUGUUGAAACCCCCUGUCACGGGGGCGCACCCACGAUCACAUAGUGCGCACUCGAACGUUUCAGAUCUGCAAGGUUUGCCAUCACGAGCGGCGGCAGAGCGACUCCUGCACUAUUACCACGAAUGUGUACAUCGCCAUUUCCCUGUCUUGUAUUGGCCGAGAUUCCAGCGCACUUUCGCGAUAGCCGUGGAGAAACCAAGUACACAUACCCUACCAAUCGACUGGGUGGCGACUUUGUAUGGAGUGUUAGCAUGCGGUGCGCUAGCUACCCACGAGUCCAGCAGACUUCCGGAAGCACAGGAUUACCUUACGAGGGCAAUAUCAACCAUCAACUUUUGGGAAGAUGAUGUCACUAUAAACCAGGCAAUCGUGGCGUUUCUGGCCAGCAUCGCGCUGGUCGAGAUGAACAGAAAGUCUGCCAGCUGGAUCUGGCUGGGCUCUGCCAUUCGUAUCGUUCAGGAUCUGGGCUUGCAUGUCCAGGGUGGCCAAUGGUCGCCUAUAGAGGGAGAAAUGCGCAAACGGAUAUGGUAUUCCUUCUAUGUUUGGGAUCGACUCCUAGCAUUAGAACUGGGCAAGCCUAUGCUUAUCAAUGACGACGAAUGCGACACCGAGUAUCCUCAGGUCCUCGAUGAGGAAAGACUGGUGACCGACGACAUCCAGACUCCUCUCCCACCCACCCUGCUGCUGGCGAGCGUUCACGUCGCCCGGCUUUUGGCACCAUUGGCGAAGAUGUUCCGUUCCCUCUGUAUCACGAAUGAAGGGUUGACGAAGUUCGAGACCCAUCUGGGCGACUGCCUACAACUCUUUCCCCGGCCGUUGCACCUGUCAGCCACAACACCCUUAGAUCCGUGUAUCAUGGCCCCAUUACUUUAUUUUCAAAACACCAGAAUACUACUCCAUCGCCAUAAUCUAUCGCCUUCAUCCUCUCCCGAGCAGCGAGCGCAGGCGAUCGAACAGUGCGUCCACGCGGCUCGAGAUACUGCGACUGUCAUAUCAAGAUGCUUAGCACCUCAUUUGCAGUCGCAUGAUUUGGAGCAGCGAUUUAUUCUCUCUUCCACAACUCUGAUCUGCACCCAUUUGUGGCGCUGCAUGCUUCUGCUUCUAUUUCGACAAUUUUUCGACCCUUUUUUUGUGGUUCUGCGGGCUGCUUCUGUCAUUAACGAUGCGCGGUCCAUCAACAUCUGUUGUGGGAGGCACCUUUCCUUCUUCCUACGUCGGCUGGUUGAGCACUAUGAACGGCCGGGCUCCCUCGACCCUGAGCACGACGAAGAAAUCCUGGUUUAUCUCUCUGCGGACCUGCAAGCGAGUACAAAUAGCUGGGUGUGGGGCAAUGCUGAGACUGGAACACAUCUCAGCCGGCGUCAAAAGCAUGGCAGACCCAAGCAUCUGAAUCCGGAGACCGAGCAGCACUCAAUACCAAGUGCUCAGUCACCGUCCUGGGAUAAUUUUCUUUCCGAAGAGGAACAGCAUGACUGGGGCGGGUGGCAGCAUAUCGAGCAAUCAGCGAGAUACUUGCAACGACUAUGCGACUCAAAGCAACAGCGUGCACAUGAUCAACACCAAACUCCUUACCCAAGUCAACAAGCAUCAAACGAGCAUACGCCGGGACCGACACUUCCGCCAUUGAACGCAUCGAAUCAACCUACAGGCGACCAUCGAUCACGAAUGACGAUUGCGAAUAUCAUAUAAUAGAGUACGAAUGCAAGUUUUAAUCAGACAGUCACGAAAAUUGUAUGACUGGUUAUAUAUGUUUGACGAGCAGUCAACCGCAUCGAAGCAUUGAUGGAGAUACCCUAUACCUAGAAACGAAGCAAGCAAUGACAACCCGCCGAAAACUUCCGUCUCGCAUUCUGCAUUCGAACAAAGGUACGACAUGUGCCCCUGGAGACACCCAGCUGGAGCACAGGGCUUUGUGACUUGGCCUCUGAUCGAACACGUUGUCGCCGCCUCCCGUAUGACCAUGUGCUUAUCGCCUCCUGGACAAGUCGAUACAUUGAUUUGGUAUUCUGACAAUAUUGUGGCAGGAGAAGAAAAAAACCGGACAUCGCGCCAUUGUUUCGCGAGUGAAUCAUCGUGACUAAACCGCCUCUCCCUUGCAAGUUCUUGCCAACAUCUAUCGGUACUCG
Exophiala xenobiotica is the source of this 3485-nucleotide messenger RNA. RefSeq lists its product as hypothetical. Bases 1291 to 3048 code for a protein of 585 amino acids. The transcript is spliced from 3 exons. Gene Ontology annotation, cellular component: nucleus. NCBI's taxonomy places the organism in Eukaryota, Fungi, Ascomycota, Eurotiomycetes, Chaetothyriales, Herpotrichiellaceae. Gene Ontology annotation, biological process: DNA-templated transcription; regulation of DNA-templated transcription. The record is from RefSeq and is a predicted model, not a curated record. Gene Ontology annotation, molecular function: zinc ion binding; DNA-binding transcription factor activity, RNA polymerase II-specific; DNA binding.